This is a messenger RNA of Seriola aureovittata, 3192 nucleotides long. RefSeq names its product hemicentin-1-like. Lineage: Eukaryota; Metazoa; Chordata; Actinopteri; Carangiformes; Carangidae. Bases 49 to 2850 code for a protein of 933 amino acids. The transcript is spliced from 13 exons. The record is from RefSeq and is a predicted model, not a curated record.
UAUAAUAAGAGUUUGGAUGGUUAGUCUUCCAGACUGGCUUCAGGCACCAUGGUUCAUCACUCAGCCUGUGUGCUGUUGCUGCUGCUCACCUGCCUGGCAGGUUUUUCUGCCAGUGAAACUGAGCACAGUGGAACCAUGGUGGACAUCUCAUACGGGCCGUCCGCAGUUGAGAUCAGUGGGUUUUCCAUAGUGACAGUGGGGAUCCCCUACAGCUUCCAGUGCACAGCCAACUGCUACCCAGGCUGCAAGUUCACCUGGACCAGGGGUAACGUGACCUCUCAGGGGCCAGAGCUGACCCUGCAGCUCCUGCACAUAGAGCCAACAAAGACCCUGACCUGCACAGUGGUGAACCCCACAACAGGGAAGUCAGUCUCUGUCCACAAGACGCUGCAAGUGACAGCUGGACCGUCGAACAUACGGAUCAGCGGUCCUCCCAUGCUGACUUACGGUUUUGAAUCCAACUUUACCUGCUCAGCCAGCUGCUACCCCUCCUGCAGCUACUCAUGGGCUGUUAUCCUGGACGGUCAGAAGUACCAAACUGCACAAGGCAACACAAUCUCUGUCACUCCACCUUACAACACUGUCAUCUCUGAAACUCUCCUCUGCCAGGCUGAGGACACCGUCUCACAUCUCUUCAUCUCUACAACUCUGAAGCUGUGGGUGGCAAGUUUAUCGGACAUCAGCAUCGAUGGUGACCACACGGUGACGAUGGGAAAACAGUACAAGUUCAUAUGCUUUGCCACAUGCAUCCCAUCCUGCACUUUCACAUGGAAGUACAUGGGGAAGACUUUCCUGGGUGACCAAAUCCAGAUGCCCAUCUUGCACCAGGGGAAACCAAAGUUUUACAGUCAACUUGAGAUCAACCUUAGCGACUACUCGAAAAUAGAGCCACUGACCUGUGAGGCAACAAACUCUAUAUCUCACGCCACUCUCACCACCACUAUGAACCUCACCGUCAUUGACCCCAUCUCAGUGCGUCCCACCUCUCAGGCCCAACCAGUGGCAGGCGAGUCUUUCUCUCUGCAGUGUGCUGGCUCUCAGAACCCAGCCUCCAUCACAUGGCUGAAGAACAAACACCCAGUGCUAGCAUCUGAAAGAGUGCGGUUCUCCCCUGACAACACCACGAUGAGCUUCAGUCCUCUCCUGCAGACGGAUGAUGGUUUAUACCAGUGUGUGGUGGCAGAGGGGGAGCUCCCCAUCCAGUCUGUCAGCUACAAGAUGCAAGUAAAAUAUGGGCCGUCUUCAGUGGUGAUCAGUGGGGUCGACAUAGUGACAGUGGGAAAACUGUAUGUUUUCCAGUGCUCAGCCAGCUGCUACCCGACCUGUAAGUUCACCUGGACCUGUGGUAAUGUGACCUCUCGGGGUCCGGAGCUGAGUUUGCAGGUUGAGGAACUACACCCGACACAAAACCUGACCUGCACAGCAGUUAAUCCUGCUACAUCAAUGUCAGUCACCGCCCAGAAGACGCUGCAAGUGACAGCUGGACCAUCAAAUGUACAGAUCAGCGGUCCAGCCUUUAUGACUGCAGGGGUUGCGUCUAACUUUACCUGCUCUGCUGACUGCUACCCCUCCUGCAGCUACACCUGGACUGUUGGCUCUGGAGAAGAGAUCCUCAGUACCGCACAGGGCAACACAAUUUCUGUCACUCCACCUCCAGGCACCGUCACCUCUGAAACGCUCGUCUGUAAAGCUGAGGACACCGUCACACUUCUCUCGUCCUCUUCGAGGCUGCAUCUCUGGGUGGCAAGCUUAUCUAACGUUACCAUCACUGGUGACAGCACAGUGUCGAUUGGAAAACAGUACACAUUCAUAUGCUCGGCCACAUGCAUCCCAUCCUGCACCUUUACGCUGACAUACAUGGGGAAGACUUAUGAGAGAAGUGAGCUGCAGAUCAUCGCUAGUGACUUCUCUAUAACUGAACCUCUGACCUGUGUGGUCACAAACACAGUAUCUAAUGCCACUCUCACCACCACUAAGAACCUCACUGUGAUUGACCCGUUUUCAGUGCGUCCCACCUCUCAGGCUCUACCGGUUGCAGGCGAGUCUUUCUCUCUGCAAUGUGCUGGCUCUCAGAAGCCAGCCUCCAUCACAUGGCUGAAGAACAAACACCCAAUGCUAGCGUCUGAAAGAGUGUGGUUCUCCCCUGACAACACCACGAUGAGCUUCAGUCCUCUCCUGCGAGCGGAUGGAGGUUUAUACCAAUGUUUGGUACUAGAGGAUGGAAACCACGACCACAACAACAAGAGUCGACAAGAGUCUAGAACUCCCAUCCUGUCUGUUGGCUACCUGAUGCAUGUAAACUAUGGGCCAGACGAGGUGCAGAUUGUGCAACGCAGCAAAGGGCCAGUGGGUGAGGAGAUGGUCGUCCUGACCGGGUCCACAACAGAGCUGCAGUGUUUGACUGACUGCUUCCCCGUCUGCUCCAUCACCUGGUUUUACCAUGACAAAUUUCUGUCCACAAAUUCCUCCAUACUCUUCACACCUGUAACACCUCCAUACAAGGCUGCUCUCACCUGUGUGGCGUUCAACCCUGUGACAAAGGAAAACAGAACCGCUGAGACUGUCGUGGUGGUGCCUGAGGGACCAAAGAACGUGGUGAUUUCAGGACCAGACUCUCUUGAAAUUGGGGUCCCGGCGAGCUUUACAUGCUCAGCUGAGUGCACUCCUUCCUGCAGCUUCACGUGGACCGUGUACGGGAAGAACGUGACGGGCAGCGCCAUCGACAUCUCUGUGAACCGCCACGUUUCCAAGGAGUCCAUCAGCUGCCGGGCUGAGAACACGUUCACCGGGAAGACGGCGAUGAUCAGCGAGACGCUCGGUGUCUCAGAUCCUCACUGGUGUGGAUGUUGAGACGCUGGAGGGAAACGACAUUCUCCUGACAGUCCGGUUAUCUUCUUAUUAAUGACACUUACUAUACAUAUAUGACUGUUUGCUCAAGCACUGUGUACUCUCACUGUGAUGGCCUAAGCAGGGCGUUUCCCUGCAUAAUGCAUGCUGGGACAGGUCCAAACUCUUUGUGACCAUGAACAAGAUUAGACGGCACAGACAAAGGACGUAUGGAUCGUGUGCUUGAGUAAUAGGUUACUGGGUUUUAAUAACACAAAGCUAAUCUGGUUUUUUCCCAUGAUGUAUGACCAUUUCUCUUGCCAAACAAUAUGCACUAUUAUACUUAAUAAACAAUGAAGCACUGGA